CAUAGCACCGUCACACGACUCAGAGGAGCAGCCCCGCAAAGGCCUACCGACUCGCCCUCGGUAUACACAGAUCCAUACGAGUGGCAGUCCCAUGCUGGCUUCAACACCAACGCUACCAAUACUCCCAACCCAAAUCUGAGUGUCGUUGGCUACGACUAUGCCCAGGAUGGACAAGACGGGCGGGGCUUCCUUGGGUCGGAUCCGUAUGCCAGUCGUGGGCAGACACCGAAGGUCGGCGCAAACCUAAACAGAGCCGACACACUCCUGCCAGGAGACUCCAUCUCGGCCUACAAGGUACCUGCACCCCACCCACGGAGUAGCCUAAUGAUGUCGGCUAUUCCCAGUCAAGAGUCGGGAGCUGCAGCCAGCUACAGAGAUUCCAUCUCUCAACGAGGGUCGUACUCGCAGCAGGGCGUGGGAUACGCUCUCCCUUCCCAACAGGCUCACGGAGAUGAUACACUCCAUUCUCGGUACGACUCGACUGCGUCCGGCUUCGACAAUCAGAGUCCAACCAAGUCGACAACUGCUCUUGCCCAUCCACCCUAUCCCAUGGCGUACGCUGAUGACGAGUACGACCAGAAUCGGCAGCUGACAAACGAGCCAGAUUACUACAAUGCGGAAGAGGCAAAUACAAAGAAGGGUCUGCUAGGCUUCAAGCAAGACUCGCUGCAGAGUCAGAUUGACAAGCGCAGGAGAGGGAUCGGCCGACAGCGCUGGCCAAUCUUCACCUGGGUCCUCUCCCUCGCCCUAGUAGGAGUCUUCGUAGCCGAGCUGAUCAAGGCCAAUGCCCUGACAGGUCAGGCAAUCCAGACUCAUCCCUCGAUCAACCCCAUGAUCGGUCCUUCCUCCCAGUUCCUCAUCUAUUUCGGUGCACGCUUCGUACCCUGCAUGAGAGACAUCCCUGCCGUGCCCACUAGCACAGAGCUUGCUUGUCUCAACGCCAGUACCCUCUCCACCAUCACGACCUCGCAAGAGUGCCCUAUUUGGGAGAUUUGCGGCCUUGACUCCGCCACAUCCUACGGGCAACUGUGGCGCUUCGUCACCCCCAUCUUUCUGCACGCAGGAAUCGUACACAUCCUCUUCAAUAUGGUCGUCCUUCUUACGCUCUGCGCGCAGAUCGAGAAGCUCAUCGGUACUCCCUUCUAUCUCCUCCUGUUCAUCGCAGGCGGCAUCGGUGGCAACCUCCUGGGAGCUAAUUUCGGCAUGGCGGCUACGCCUUCGGUAGGCGCCAGCGGGAGCAUCUACACCUGCAUCGCGAUUGAGCUCAUCGACCUCGUGUACAACUGGUCGCACGAAGCCAAACCCAAGACACGACUCUGCGUGAGCAUCAUCUUUACCCUCGUUGGACUCGCACUAGGCCUCCUGCCCGGGCUGGACAACUUUGCCCACAUCGGAGGAAUGGCCGUCGGCCUGCUCGGCGGGCUCCUCGUCUGUCCCUCCAUCCACACCACGAAGCGACACCGCGUGCUCACAUGGGUCUUCCGCCUGAUAGGCCUCGCCCUCCUCGUGGCCUACUUUGUCGCCCUCGCACUCAACUUUAUGAAUGCAGAGGACCCAGCCACUGCUUGUACUUGGUGCAGGUACCUUAGCUGCUUGCCUACCUUUUCACAGUGCAAGAACAAUGGACUGACGACGACGACGACGACGAGCUCUAGCUCC
This is a messenger RNA of Microstroma glucosiphilum, 1659 nucleotides long. RefSeq names its product rhomboid-domain-containing protein. Gene Ontology annotation, molecular function: serine-type endopeptidase activity. Gene Ontology annotation, biological process: proteolysis. Gene Ontology annotation, cellular component: membrane. The annotation marks the transcript as partial. The record is from RefSeq and is a predicted model, not a curated record. Lineage: Eukaryota; Fungi; Basidiomycota; Exobasidiomycetes; Microstromatales; Microstromataceae. The transcript is spliced from 3 exons.